GUUACACUGGCAGAGUACCCGGUUAUCAUUAGCACAUCAGCACAUUGAAGCAUCCAGAGAAGCCUCAAAACACCACAGCUUGACAUCUAAUCAUCUGGAAACUCAAGAGAAGAACCAACUGGGACUUCCUGGGGAAAACAAAGGAUCUUGGACAAGGGACUUCCCUCAACUUUGAGGUCAAAGUUUCUUCUGUGACCAUGGCGUCUACCGGUCUUCAGCUGCUUGGCUUGCUGUUGGCGGUACUGGGCUGGGUAGGUGGGGCUCUUGUAUGUGCGGCUCCUCUGUGGCGUGUUUCUGCCUUCGUGGGCGGAGAGCUGGUGAUUGCACAGGUGCUGUGGGAGGGCCUGUGGAUGAACUGCCUGUCUCAGACCACAGGCCACAUCCAAUGUAAGACCUACGACUCCACCCUGGCCCUGCCCACGUCUGACCAGGUUGCCCGAAGCCUCACAGUUCUGUCUCUGCUCCUCUGCCUGCUGGCCCUCAUGCUUGGGGUGGCCGGGGUCAAAUGCACGCGCUGCAUGGGGGACAGAAACCAUGUCUCCAAAGCGCGGCUGGCUAGGAUAGCGGGCAUACUCUUCCUUGUGGCUGGCCUGGUCUACUUGAUACCCAUCUGCGUGACCACCUAUGCAACCGUAAGGGAUUUCUAUGAUCCAAAUAUCCCAGCACCACUUAAGAAGGAGCUGGGGCCAGCACUCUACCUGGGCUGGGGGGCCAGUGUGCUGCUCCUGGCUGGAGGAGCUCUGUUGAAUGCAGGUUCUUCCCCUUUAGGAGGAAGAGCGCCGACUGUGUUUGGGGGAACAGGGAGAGACAACCCACAAGCAGUGGCAGCAGGAGAGAUGGAACAACAGGAGAAGACUUUUGUAUGAGAUGCUAGAGUCUUGGUACGAGAUGUAACAAACACAUGAGGGGGAAAAGUGCCACAUAGAGGUGACUUUCAUACUAGAAAAUGCGUACACAGACUUAUUUGGCAUUUGAAUUACACACAAACAUAUGGACAAGAAAUGAGUCACAAGGUCGAUACCUAAUGUGGGAUCUUGUAGGUCUACAGUACCUCCUCAUCGAAAUAUAUUUGCUGAGAGGUAAAGUAUCCCUACCUUAGUGACACUCAAAUGAUGUGUACCUGUGAUGCCUUUUAGCCUUUCUUCUCAUUAUAAAGUGGGUUUUCAAUUUUUCUUAAAUGUAUGACUUCAACUGCAAUCAUUGUGUUAUAACAUUUUAAUUAAUCAAAAACUGUAUGAUUUUAUUUUAUUAAACUUCCCUUAUAGAUGAAGAGGUUUUUUAAAACACAGAUUUCAUAGUACAUUUGAGUCAGAUUGGUGGAUUAAAAUAC
Molecule: messenger RNA, 1330 nt
Organism: Lampris incognitus (smalleye Pacific opah)
Lineage: Eukaryota; Metazoa; Chordata; Actinopteri; Lampriformes; Lampridae
Product: claudin-9-like
Exons: 2
Coding region: 198-866 (222 amino acids)
Biological process (GO): cell adhesion; bicellular tight junction assembly
Cellular component (GO): bicellular tight junction; plasma membrane
Molecular function (GO): structural molecule activity
Source: RefSeq, a predicted model, not a curated record